Rhipicephalus microplus (southern cattle tick) is the source of this 1051-nucleotide messenger RNA. RefSeq lists its product as uncharacterized. The record is from RefSeq and is a predicted model, not a curated record. Lineage: Eukaryota; Metazoa; Arthropoda; Arachnida; Ixodida; Ixodidae.
AGUCUUCGAGUCAGAAAAGAAGCUGAGGCUACAAGACAGUUUGGUUUUGCCCGAUAUGCAGGAAAUACAGAAGCCAUGUGCUAUAACAUUUGACGGAGCUCAACUGGCACAGGAGUACGGUGUUAGGAUAUCAGACUGUGAUAUAAAAAAUAAGGAGUCCAAUUUGGCAGUAAUUACGUACAUUGCAGGAUUUUGUGCACACGCCGCGUUAAAGAAGCUGCCUUGUGAGUAUUGUGCCAUGAAUAUUACAUCUCAGGACCGGGAAAUUCAGCUUGAGAGAAAUGUCCUGAUUGAAAACCUCUCGAGAGGCGCUCUGAAGUUUCCCCAGCUGACUGUCAUUAAUGCAGUUCUACACGCCCACAUUGUCUUGGAACAGCUUACCAGCAAAGAGAAUGCCUCACGUUUUCAUGCAACUCCUAAACAGAGGGAGGUCCUUGUGUCUAUCACAAGGCACCUUUGCGAAUGUGAGGAUUUUGAUGUCUGUACCAAUGGUCAUCACCCUGACACUGUGCUGACUAAUAUACUUGUGGCAGCAGCAAACACCCUUCUGAAAAACUACGUUCAGAUGAAGACAGGUAUUUUGAACACUAAAAAAAAAAAACGCAGUCACAGCAAAGGAAGCUGCAGAAGUUUUCAAAAUGAACAGGAAGUUUUUGUGCGUUCUAUGUACAUUGAAAAUGUGAAGAACACAGCUUUUUUCUUCAAAAACUCUCAUCUAUUCUUUUUUCAUACAGACAGCUGCCACGAGAUCGACGCGACAGCUGGAGGAGCAGAUCAAACGCAUACGUUCCUCAACCUCCUCUUCAUGCAUAAAUUAUACGCUGACCGCUACGAGGACUCUUGCCCGGGCUGUGGCAGCUCCGCAACAGUAUUUCAUGUCACGGGUGAGUGCGCCAAUAAAAUAUUUUCUCCCCUUCCCGGUAUCCUGCACCCCUUCCGCACCAUAGAGCUGUGGGAUGAUGCCCUCUGCGAUGGACCUCCCGAGGUCCGCCAGGCCUUGGUUCAACGGGCCAGGUUGGUCGCCGAGAUCGUCAUAGUGAACCCGGACUAG